Messenger RNA from Acanthopagrus latus (yellowfin seabream), 2171 nucleotides. RefSeq names its product queuine tRNA-ribosyltransferase accessory subunit 2 (gene qtrt2). Bases 150 to 1445 code for a protein of 431 amino acids. Gene Ontology annotation, molecular function: tRNA-guanosine(34) queuine transglycosylase activity. The record is from RefSeq and is a predicted model, not a curated record. The transcript has 9 exons. NCBI's taxonomy places the organism in Eukaryota, Metazoa, Chordata, Actinopteri, Spariformes, Sparidae.
GUUUUGUAGGUAAGAGAAUUAAACACUUUUAUCACAAACGUGUACAAUUCUAACAAGCACAGUUGUGAAUGUGUACGUGUUCUUCAUGUAUGUCGUUUAAGAACAGUAAACAUCAAAACUCUGCGAAGUAGCACGUGACAGCUGCUCGUAUGGCUGGCAGCAGGAUGAAGCUGGAGCUGUCCCGAGUGGUUCAGGGAAGAAGCCGGCUGGGUGUCCUGAAGGGGCUCGGUAGGACUGGACAGCACUCCCUGGAUGUCCCGGGGUGUCUGCUGUACACUCACUUUGGCACAGUGCCCCACCUCACCCAAGACACACUGCACACCCUGAGCAACCUCCCCUCUGUCACUCAGAUUACCCUGUCCAAUAUAGCAGAGCACCAGGAAGUGUUGGGGGAGUUUAAGGAUGGAUUCAGGAAAUUUGCAGGUCUUGAUGAUACUGUGUUGUACUGCUCCCUUCAUGACCCUGCGACUUCCUGCCCAACAGGUUAUACGACUAACAAGACUGUGUCUGUGUGGGGCAGCGGUGGGCGGAUCGAACUGACGGUGGCCAAGUUCAUGGCUCUCCAGCGGACCGUGCAGCCCGACUGGUACCAGAGCAUGGCAGACGGAGAGACGAGGCAGAACAACACCUCUCGCAAAAGGGUCCGAAAGUCAGUGGAUCGAACUCUCACUCACUUGGACGAGUGUCUGCUGGUGCACCAAAAAACACAGGAGUUGGAGGGAGUUGAGGUGUUCGGGGUGGUGGAGGGAGGAGACAUCCUGGAAGAGAGAGUGCGCUCAGCCAGGGAGACAGCCAAGAGGCCUGUGGCGGGAUUCUGCCUGGACGGCCUCCAGACGGGCUCAAUGGACCAUGUCCUGAGGAGCCAGCUCAUCAGUGCUGUGACCAAGGAGCUGCCUGAGGACAAACCCAGACUGCUGCAGGGUGUCGGACGACCCGAUGAGGUGCUGGUGUGCGUGGAGGCUGGCGUGGACCUGUUUGAGAGUUUCUUCCCGUUCCAGGUGACGGAGCGAGGCUGCGCUCUGUGCUUCGACUUCGACAUCUCCCCGGACCCGGAGCGUGCAGGUAGAGCGCCCCCUGCAGUGCUGGAGCUGGAAAAAGAGAGGGAGACCGCAGGGGAGCCACAACAGAAUGGGGACCUUAACGAGGAUCAGACACAGAUGACACCCUUCGAGAUGAAUCUUAAAGACAAGAGGUACCAGGACGACUUCAGACCGUUAGUGGAGGGGUGUGGCUGCUACUGCUGCAAGAACCACCAGAGGGCAUACCUGCACCACCUGCUGGUGACCAAUGAGCUGCUGGCUGGAGUCCUGCUCAUGAUCCACAACACGGCCCACUAUCACAGCUUCUUCGGUGCCCUGAGAGAAGCUCUCGCCAAGGAUAAGCUGGACCUCCUCAAGAGACGGGUACUUGGGGAGAGAGGCGGGCAGGCAGAGAGAAAGGACUAAGACAGAUAACUCUGAGAGAUUGCUUUUUCCUGUGACGGAUCUCUGAACUGACUUGGCUGUAAGAGCUCUAUCUUGCUCAGAUCAUGUAGAGACACUGAGUCAUUCCAUGCGUUUCAAAAAUGUAAAAAAAAAAAAAAAAAAGCAAUGUACCUCAUACACAGAGCAGAUAAAGAGACACGCCUGACGUUUGUACCUUGGGGUCGUGUCCUGGUUUCACAUCAGGAGAACAGUUGCCUUUAAGCUUGUGUAUUGAUCUGAGCUUAAAGCAAGGAGGAGUCAGGGGUCAGGUGGCUCAGGAGUGCAAGAGGAAUGCGCACAUAGAAAGAGAUGUGACGAAGGAUGGUAGAAGACUAUCGACCAUGACUGAAUCCCUGUGCGCCUCCUGUUUUGGGCUGAUUGCAGGUCAGCGCAUGACUACUAUCCUCUGAACUCAUAAGACAGAGCAGAGGGUGAAUCAACUACGUCCCUCUUUUUCUUCUGUCAUACAUUAAAGUCAAGUGUGUAAUAAGAUUUCCUUCAGGUUUUUUUAAAUUUCAUACUUCAUACAUCUAUCUUCAUCAAGCACAUGUCGUUUUUUUUUCGCACGCAUGAAUAUUUUAAUAUUCUAAAUGUUUCCUGGAUGACUCAAGCUUCUCACAGUCAUGGAAAUGGAUUUCAUGUAGUUCUCAAACACAUUGACAAACCAUCAUGUUUAAUAGGAUUGUUUUCAUUAAACACGCCACUGGU